UGGCUGAAGGAUCCUGGUCCCCGCAACGAGAAGAGGACCCUUUUCUGCGACAUGGUGUGUUUCCUCUUCAUCACUCCCCUGGCUGCGAUCUCCGGCUGGCUGUGUCUGCGCGGAGCCCAGGAUCAUUUGCAGUUCAACAGCCGACUGGAGGCCAUUGGACUCAUAGCACUAACUAUAGCACUUUUUACAAUCUACGUCCUUUGGACGCUGGUAAGGUUUGUUAACCAGCCUGACACAUUGUCGCCCCGCUACCACUGCCAGCUGUACUCGGAGUGGCGAAGGACCAACCAGAAAGUCCGCUUGAUGAUCCCGGGCUCGCGGAGCCCUCACCCCAUGCCCCACUCCCUCCUCUCCGCCAAGCUGAUGAAGAAGACCGCGGAUGAAACCACCGUCUGA
Molecule: messenger RNA, 396 nt
Organism: Mesitornis unicolor (brown roatelo)
Lineage: Eukaryota; Metazoa; Chordata; Aves; Mesitornithiformes; Mesitornithidae
Product: E3 ubiquitin-protein ligase MARCH2-like
Exons: 2
Biological process (GO): protein ubiquitination
Molecular function (GO): ubiquitin-protein transferase activity
Source: RefSeq, a predicted model, not a curated record